Molecule: messenger RNA, 2354 nt
Organism: Helianthus annuus (common sunflower)
Lineage: Eukaryota; Viridiplantae; Streptophyta; Magnoliopsida; Asterales; Asteraceae
Product: receptor kinase-like protein Xa21
Exons: 2
Coding region: 1764-2240 (158 amino acids)
Biological process (GO): protein phosphorylation
Molecular function (GO): ATP binding; protein kinase activity
Source: RefSeq, a predicted model, not a curated record
AGUUUCUCAAAAAUGAAUUCAAAACAAUCAAUUAUUUGCUUAUCAUCUUCCUCUUAUCUUCACUUUCUCUUUUAUGUUUUUGUUAUAUUUCUAACUUUCACCACCAUCUCAGCUUCCUAUACUGACGGAAAUGAGACCGAUCAUCAGGCUUUGCUCAAGAUCAAGUCGAUGAUCGCUCAAGAUCCAUAUGGAGUUCUAAACUCAUGGAAUGAUUCCUUUCAUUUCUGUGACUGGACUGGUGUUACAUGUGGGAAGCGACACCGAAGAGUGACUUAUUUAGAAUUGACCUCACAAGGUUUAUUGAUUCUUUGAAAAAUUGCACCAAAUUAGAAUGGUUGGAUCUAGGUACUUGCAAGUUUCAAGGGGUGCUUCCUAGAUCGAUAGGUAAUCUUUCUAAUCAACUCUAUCGUCUAUAUUUAGAUGGAAAUCAAAUACACGGAAACCUCCCUGGAUCAAUAGUUAAUCUAGCUGGUUUGGAGUUGAUAUCACUAGAAGAUAACCGAUUUACAGGAAACAUCCACUUCACCAUUGGAAACCUUCAAAGGCUACAAGUUAUUUAUUUAUACAAUAACCAACUUUCAGGGCCGAUUCCUAAUUCUACGGGAAACUUAUCAUUGUUGAGUACACUUGAUUUAUCUUUAAACAUGUUGGAAGGGGUAAUUCCAUCAAGCUUGGGAAAUUGCCAUAAACUUUUAGAGUUGUACCUUAGUGGCAAUAAACUUCACGGGAAAAUACCUACACGACUUCUUCAACUUUCAUCUCUAUCAAAAACAAUGGAUCUUUCUCAAAACAACCUAUAUGGUUCACUUCCAAAUGAGGUUGGAGAUCUAAAGAUGUUGAGUAAUCUGGAUAUUUCUAAUAAUAAUUUAUCAGGUAACAUUCCUAGUAGCCUUGAUGGUUGUUCUAGCCUUUCAAGGUUGUCUCUCAAAGGCAACUUAUUUCAAGGUAUAAUACCACCUAAUUGCGUUCCUUAAAAGGAUUGAUUGAACUAGAUAUUUCUCAUAAUAAUUUAUCAGGCAAAAUUCCUCGAUUCUUGGAACGCUUAAAAUUUUUGAAUCUAUCAUAUAAUGAUUUUGUGGGUGAAGUACCAAUGGUAGGAAUGUUUGCCAAUGCAAGUGCAUUCUCUGUUUUGGGGAAUACUAGGCUUUGUGGUGGCCUUGCUAUACUUGGGUUACCUAAAUGCAAGGAGACAAAGAAACAUACAAAAAGAUUCCUUUAUUCUUAAUAGUCAUUUUGAUUGCAUCAAAACUUUGCAUCAUCAUAUGUUUAGCGUAUGCUUGGUGUAAGGAAAAAAAAACAAGAGUCAAUCGUCUCAAUCAUCAACAAGCAAACAAUUCAUGAAAGUUUCCUACAAUCAACUUCUCAAGGCUACCAAUGGGUUUUCCGAAGCUAACUUGAUUGGAAAUGGUGGGUUUAGUUCUGUUUAUAAAGGAGUCCUCGAUGAAAAUGAUGAUAGAUUUGUCGCGGUCAAAGUUCUACAUCUUCAAAAUCGAGGAGCCCAAAAAAGCUUUAUAAGGGAAUGUGAAGCAUGGCGGAGCAUCCGACACCAGAACUUGCUGAAGAUUAUAACUUCAUGUUCAAGUGUUGAUUUCCAAGGAAAUGAUUUCAAAGCUUUGGUAUUCAAGUGAAAGUGCAUCGAGGUUGAACUUUCUUCAAAUAAUAAAUAUUUUGUAGCAUUUGCCGUUGAUUAUCUUCACAAUCACUGCGUACCAAGUAUUAUUCAUGGUGACUUGAAGCCUAGCAACAUUCUACUUGAUCAUGAUAUGGUCGCUCAUGUUGGAGACUUUGGUUUAGCUCGAUUUCUUGGAACUUCAUACCAAAACAGCUCAACUGUAAUUAGAGGCACAAUUGGCUAUGCUCCUCCAGAGUACGGUCUUGGGAGUGAGAUGACGAGUAGUGGGGACGUCUACAGCUUUGGAAUAUUACUACUAGAGGUGAUGACUCGGAAAAAGCCAACUAGCGACAUCUUUAAUGAAGGCCUUAGCCUCCAUAAAUUUGCUUCCAUGGCCUUGCCAGACCAUGUCACAGAUGUUAUUGAUGUUAAUAUUCUUAAUAUUGAUUAUGAGGAUGAAAAUUUUAUGCAAAACAAGGAGGCAAAUGCAAAGAUAAUAGAGGAAUGUUUGGCUACAACAAUCAAGAUCGGAGUAUCAUGUUCAGAUGAUUCCCCACCACAGAGGAUGAAUAUAAAAGAGGUUGUACAAGAAUUGCACCAUAUUCUAGGUUCACUUCAAAAUAUAUGAUGUAAAGUGUUUUCUCCUUUACUUGCAACAUUAAAAUAAAUUCAAAGGAUAAUCUGCAUGUUCCUGAUUGAAACCUUAUUCCAUUUAGAAGUUGAAGCUCUAUCUAAUAGAUGU